UCUCUCCCGCCUCUGCACCCAGCCCGGCCCGGCCCGGCCCGGCGGAGCCGCUGCCCUCGGUGGGAGCUGUCGGCCGGCGAGGGAUCGACCCCUGCCCGCGCUUCGGCUUGCCUCUCGGUGCGAGGAUGCGUGGUACUCACCUCUUGAUGCAGUGAUUUUACAUUGGGACCUCGUUUGACCCCUAGCCCUCGGACGCCCGACUCGCCACCAUGAACUACCUUCGCCGCAGGCUGUCCGACAGCAACUUCAUGGCCAACCUGCAGAACGGCUACAUGACGGACAUGCAGAGGCCGGAGCCCCCGCCGGCCCCGCCCCCGGCCCCGCAGGCCCCGCCCUCGGCGGCCGGCGGCUUCUUCUCCUCCAUCUCGAACGCCGUGAAGCAGACGACGGCGGCGCUCAGCGACCAGGUCAGCGGCGGCAGCGGCGGAGGCCGGGCCCGGACCCUGCUGGUCAUCGAUGGCUCCCACACCGACUGGUCCAAGGUGUUCAAGGGCAGGAAGGUCCAGGGAGAGUUCGACAUCCGAGUGGAACAGGCAGAGUUCUCUGAGCUUAACGUUGUGUCGCACGCCACGGGCAGUUUCACCGUGGACGUGGAUGCGUUUCGGAACGGAGUGAGGGUGACCAGGUCCUUCACACCGGAGUUUGUCCUGGUGAGGCAGCACGCCUACAGCAUGGCCAAGGGCGGAGACUUCCGGAACAUCGUCAUCGGCCUGCAGUAUGCCGGCGUGCCCAGCCUCAACUCCCUGCACUCCGUCUACAACUUCUGUGACAAGCCCUGGGUGUUUGGACAGCUGACCAGGAUCUUCAAGAAACUGGGGCCUGAGGAGUUUCCCCUGAUCAACCAGGUCUUCUACCCGAAUCACAAAGAGAUGCUGACAACAGCAAAGUUUCCGGUGGUCGUGAAGAUGGGCCACGCGUACUCUGGGAUGGGGAAGGUAAGGAUUGUUUCAGCUGGCGUCACACGUGGCGGGGUGGGCAUCCAAACUGACUUCCUUACCGCCCGCAGGGGGGAGGACGCCCGCGGUUUCCGGAGCUCGCUCGUUCCCUCCCGAGCGAUCGCUGGGACACGCCCCAGGUCCACAAGGCUGGCGUACUCGCCCUCCUUCCCUCUCCCUCUCUCUCCCCCCAUUCCCCUUCCUGGUCAGGUGUCUCCUGUUGGAGUUGAACUCUGGGAAGGGCGGGGAACGAGGUUGGGUCUGGGCGAGGGUUGGCUGGGAGAGGGAGGAGGCGGGACCGUUUUUGGGACCGGGACCCACACUGAUGUCCUUUGCCCCUCCUCCAGGAGGACUUCCAUCUCGGGAAACUGGAAGACCAACACUGGGUCCGCCAUGCUGGAACAGGUGGCCAUGACAGACAGGUACAAACACUGGGCCGACAGAUGUUCCGAGAUGUUCGGUGGACUCGAUAUCUGUGCUGUGGAGGUGCUUCAUGGGAAAGAUGGUCGCGAUUACAUCAUUGAGGUGACGGACUGCGCCCUGCCGCUGAUCGGCGAGCACCAGGAGGAAGACAAACAGCUCAUCGCGGACCUGGUGGUGACCAGGAUGUCCCAAGUGCUGCCCCGCCCGUCCGUCCCGUCUCCGGUCCGAUCCUCAGUGGGGCAGCAACAGCAGGUCCAGCAGACAGGCCCGGCGCCCUCUGUCUCCAUGGCGACACGCCAGAACCCAGGACUCCACCAGGGAUCCCUCCCGCAGCAGAGACCCCCUCCGCAAGGUGGACCCCAGCAGCCUCUGCCCCAGCAGUCCCAACGCCCGGGGCCGCCAUCCCACCAGCGGCCUCCCCCGCAGGGCCAGCCAAUCGCGGGCCUGAGCCCACAGGGCUCGUCUGGCCCACCCCUUUCGCCACAGCAGUCCAGGUCGGCCAGCCCCACCGCUCAACGCCAGCUCAGCCCCCUGGGCCAGCACGGCCCACAGCAGCCUCCCCCUCCCGCGGCGCCAGGUGUCAGGGGAGGUGGCGGUCCGGCCCAGCAGCCCCGGACCCCGGGUUCAGCCGCGGCCCAGCAGCCCCGGACCCCGGGUUCAGCCCCGGCCCAGCAGCCCCGGACCCCGGGUUCAGCCCCGGCCCAGCAGCCCCGGACUCCAGGAUCUGCCUCGGCCCAGCAGCCCCGCCAGGCCUCGCCCCAACGCCCCCUUGCUUCAGGACCCCAGGCCAGGCCCGGGCCAGGGCAGGGAGCUUCCCCUCGCCAGGCUGGGCCCAGGGGAGGGUCUGCGGGAGGCCCAUUGGCUGGGCGGCCUGCCCCUACCACCCAGCAGCCGCGUCCAGCUGCCCAGGGGGGACAGGGACAGCACCACCAGCCACACCAGCAGCCUCACCAGCAGCCGCACCAGCAGACCAGACCUGGAGGCCAGCAGAAGGCCCCACCACCCCAGCAGGAGGCCGGCGCACCCCAUCCUCACAUGAACAAAUCCAAAUCUCUGACAAAUACCUUCAACAUUCCAGAAUCAUUGGCUCCUCGUUCAACCCCUAGUCAGGAUGAAGUGAAGGCUGAGUCCAUCCGCAGUUUGAGGAAAUCUUUCGCCAGUCUCUUCUCUGAAUGAGGGGCUCGUC
Hypanus sabinus (Atlantic stingray) is the source of this 2544-nucleotide messenger RNA. Its product is annotated as synapsin-1-like. Gene Ontology annotation, biological process: neurotransmitter secretion. Gene Ontology annotation, molecular function: ATP binding. The record is from RefSeq and is a predicted model, not a curated record. Bases 210 to 2534 code for a protein of 774 amino acids. Gene Ontology annotation, cellular component: synaptic vesicle; synaptic vesicle membrane. NCBI's taxonomy places the organism in Eukaryota, Metazoa, Chordata, Chondrichthyes, Myliobatiformes, Dasyatidae. The transcript has 13 exons.